Messenger RNA from Schistocerca gregaria, 4535 nucleotides. Its product is annotated as metabotropic glutamate receptor 4-like. The record is from RefSeq and is a predicted model, not a curated record. Gene Ontology annotation, biological process: G protein-coupled receptor signaling pathway. The transcript is spliced from 14 exons. Gene Ontology annotation, molecular function: adenylate cyclase inhibiting G protein-coupled glutamate receptor activity. The coding region runs from base 236 to 2569 and encodes 777 amino acids. Gene Ontology annotation, cellular component: membrane. Lineage: Eukaryota; Metazoa; Arthropoda; Insecta; Orthoptera; Acrididae.
AAUCAGCAAUAUCGACGGCGCGGAAUACCACUGCAACAAGACUGCGGUCCGCAAGGUGAUCUCUGGCGUGGUGGGCGCAGCUUCCAGCGUCACGUCCAUCCAGGUGGCCAACCUGCUGAGGCUGUUCAAGAUUCCGCAGGUCUCGUUCUUCUCGACAAGUCCAGAGCUGAGCAACAAGCAGCGCUUCGAGUUCUUUUCACGCACCAUCCCCUCCGACCACUACCAAGUGAAAGCCAUGGUAGAGAUCGUGCGUCGCAUGGGAUGGUCUUACAUAUCAAUCAUCUACGAAGAAUCCAAUUACGGCAUCAAGGCGUUCGAGGAGCUGGAGACGCUGUUGGCUCGCCACAACAUCUGCAUCGCCGUCAAGGAGAAGCUGGUGAAGGACUCGGGCGUGGCUGAAGAGGCCGGCUACGACAGCAUCGUCAACAAGCUGCUCACCAAGCCGCGGGCCAGGGGUGCUAUCAUCUUCGGCUCGGACCAGGAGGUGGCGGGCGUGAUGCGCGCGGUGCGGCGCUGCAACGCCACCGGCUCCUUCUCGUGGAUCGGCUCGGACGGCUGGAGCGCGCGGUCGCUCGUAUCGGACGGCAACGAGCUGGAGGUGGAAGGCACGCUGUCCGUGCAGCCGCAGGCCAACCCCGUGCAGGGCUUCCACGACUACUUCCUGUCGCUCACCGUCGAGAACAACCGCCGCAAUCCCUGGUUCGUCGAGUUCUGGGAGGACCACUUCCACUGCAAGUACCCCAACAGCUCGCUGACGCCGUACAACUCCAAGUACACGACGCCGUGCACCACCAAGGAGGUGCUGACUCGCAACAACACCGCCUUCGAGGAUCAGCUUCAGUUCGUCAGCGACGCCGUUAUGGCCUUCGGGUACGCCUUCCGGGACAUGCACCGAGAGCUGUGCCACGGAAGGCCCGGCUUGUGCGACGCCAUGAAGCCCAUCAAAGGCAUGGAGCUGCUCAAGUAUCUACGGAAGGUCGACUUCGUAGGUCUGAGCGGCGACAAGUUCCGCUUCGAUCCGAACGGGGACGGCCCGGCGCGCUACAACAUCAUCCACUUCAAGCAGCUGCGGCCAGGACACUUCAAGUGGGUGCGCGUCGGCGAGUACAAGGAGGGGGAGCUGCGCCUCAACAUGUCAGAGAUCCAGUUCAAGCUGGGACACCCGCAGCCGCCGGAGUCGGUGUGCUCGCUGCCGUGCGAGAGCGGCCAGGCCAAGAAGUACGUGGAGGGCGAGAGCUGCUGCUGGCACUGCUUCAACUGCACGCAGUACCAGAUCCGGCACCCGACGGACGAGACGCAGUGCCUGAUGUGCCCGCUGGGCACGACCCCGGACACGGCGCGCGCGCGCUGCCGCGACAUCCCCGAGGUGUUCCUGCGCGCCAGCAGCGGCUGGGCCAUCGGCGCCAUGUCGCUGUCCGCCACCGGCGUCCUCGUCACGCUCUUCGUCGCCGGCGUCUUCGCGCGCCACAACGACACGCCCGUCGUGCGCGCCUCGGGCCGCGAGCUCAGCUACGUCCUGCUCACAGGCAUCCUGCUGUGCUACAGCGUGACGUUCGCUCUGGUGCUGCGGCCGACGGACGUGGUGUGCGGCGUGCAGCGCUUCGGCGCGGGCUUCUGCUUCACCGUGGUGUACGCGGCGCUGCUCACCAAAACCAACCGCAUCGCGCGCAUCUUCCACGCGGGCAAGCGCUCGGCGCGCAGGCCCUCUUUCAUCUCUCCGCGCUCGCAGCUCUGCAUCUGCAGCGCCCUCGUCGGCGUGCAGGUUCUGAUCAACGGCGUGUGGAUCCUGGUGUCGCCGCCGCGCGCCGUGCACCACUACCCGACGCGCGAGGACAACCACCUGGUGUGCUCCUCGCACAUCGACGCCUCCUACAUGAUCGCCUUCGGCUACCCCAUCGUGCUCAUCGUCGUCUGCACCGUGUAUGCCGUGCUCACGCGCAAGAUACCCGAGGCUUUCAACGAGUCCAAGCACAUCGGAUUCACAAUGUACACGACGUGCGUGAUCUGGCUGGCGUUUGUGCCGCUCUACUUCGGCACCAGCAGCCACGUGCCGCUGCGCAUCACCAGCAUGUCCGUCACCAUCAGCUUGUCGGCUAGCGUCACGCUUGCCUGCCUCUUCUCGCCUAAACUCUACAUUAUCAUCGUGCACCCUGAGCGCAACGUUCGCCAGAGCAUGAUGCCGGUGCGGUACAGCGCCAAGAGCCCCGCCGUCACGGGAACCACGCAGACAGGCAGCAUGAUGGCCGCCGUCGUCUGCGGCCAGAAGCCGCCGAUGCACCCGACGGGCAUCUCAUCGCAGACCACCGACUCCGGUAUGGAGCUGGAACUGCGUGAAGACGUGGUUCACCAGCGCCGUCCAGUGGUGCACGGCUGCGUGCUGCUGCUGGUGAACCGCUCGACUCAGACAGAGCCGCCACCCGCUGAGCCGCAGACGCAGCCCCAGCAGCAGGAGCAGCAGGUGGCCGCGGAGCACGGCAGCAGCAACGGGCCCGUGGCAGGCGGCCAGCCGCAGCUGCAGGCGCAGCAGCAGCAGCUGCAGCAGCCGCAGCAGGUGGACGUGCAGUUAUAGCGGAAGCGCAGCAGAGCCCACCGGCACUCGAGCCGCAGGCGGCGCUCGCCCGUCCUCGUGUGAGAGACGCAGCCUGCGCUGCGCCGGUUGCUGAGGCUCAGCCCUCGGCGUUCAGCACUGAUGCUCGAGACUGAACGCCCCUGCCACGGCGUCGAGCGAUUACGUGAAAGGUACAAAGGUGCCGAGACAGUACCACAGAUUCUUCCAUUCCCCUUUUUUCUUCCUGUGGGCUAGGUAAAGUUUUUGCUAUCGAUUUUUUCUUUAUGUGUGAUCCGGGUUCUCAUUGUCAACCCAACGAACUGUUCAGUGUGACGAAACACUAUAUGAAAUGAAGAAGAAUAGUCGUAAUUACAGUUUGUUCAGUAUUAUGAAAUGAAAAACGUAGUCCCGUAACAGUGUCGGAAAAGGUGUUCAAAUUGGAGCUGACUUUUGUCCUGUCCCUUAUGCCAAGCGUACCCUUCAUGUACAUAGUCUGUCAUAAACAUAUCUGUUUUACUCCUGAGCGAAUGCAUUCGAAGUAAACCGUGUUGGUCACCAUUGUCUAACUACUUCUUGAAAUUAGCCUUUAGAGUAACUCUCGACACUUCUACAGUACAGAACUUAGUUUCAUUUCUUAGGGAUUAGUAAAUUCUCUUACAUGGAUGCUAAAUAGUAUCUACGUUCAUUAAGUGUAGAGGUUUGGGAGAUGGUAAUGGUAAAACAGAAUGUGUCACAUGUUGAGCCCCUGUGGCACAUUCCUCUUAUCCGUCAGUUUCCAUUGAGAGUUGUACAACAUUGUUACUGUCAUAUGUACAAAGUAUUAAAAUCUGUGAUUAAGUAAAUUAAGAAAUCUGUGAUUCAUUAACCAUUUAAAAUGAUCUGCAAAUGAUAUACCAAAUAAAAUAGGAGGUAGCAGUCACAUGUAAACCCUUUUCAUCUGUGUAUGGGCAACUGUCAACAUUAAACCAUAUGAAAAUUUGCUUUUAAAUCACUUCCAACAAAAAUGAAAUUGUACCAUAUUAUAUUGUAAAUAAAGAAAUAUUACCAAAAAAUAGUCAGCUUUAUCUUUCUUGUUGUCUCCAUAAGUGUGUCAGUUGCUUACCACCCAAGUGUGCCAAUGAAGUAAAGAUAUAGGUGAGUGGAAAGAAUAGUAUUUAUCGGUUUGCAACAUUACUAUAGGUAAAUAUACAUUUUUGCUUGUAAUGUUAUGUAAUAUCUCGUCCUUAAAGGCCUACCAAAAACAAAGGUAGAGAGAAAUUAUUUUACCCUCGUGUAUUAUGAAAUGUCUGGAGACAAAAGUCUCCUUUGUAGGUAUAAACUUGAAUUCUACAGGCAGUUAAAGUGUGAAAGUUAGUUGUAUGUUUUCACCCUUUAGAACGAAGUGCAUAUAGAUGUCAGGUCCAAACUUAUAUAAUAUCAUUCCAGCUUUCUGAAUGGAUUGAAGGCCCCAUAGCAUAUAGGAAUUAGUACACGGUUCUCAAGACGCAGAAAUGCCAGGUGUGAAGUAGUUUCAUGUCACCCUGGGCAUAUCUUAAAAACCCAUGUCUAUGAACUACACAAGUGCAUACGUUCUCUUCCCUGUCGCUCAGCAAAGUCUGAUAUUCAUCCCAAAAGUAAAUAUGUGAAAACUAAGCAUUUUUUUACCUUACUCAUUUCCAAUACCCCCUAUUAAGUGAUGAUUCAGAUAUAAUAUGUGUUAUAUUAGUACUCGCUUAACGGCUUCGACAGCCAGCCGCUUCAGGAAACGUCAUGAUUUCCUACCGCACAGUGCCACUUCAGAUCAAUGCUACUCGUUCCUCUAGUGCGCCUCCAUUAUCCGAGCAGCUGACCCAGUUGUGAGCUUAUGUAGUUGCAAUCUGAUGUGAUUCUCCUUUCCUUGCCGCUUACAUUGUGACUUGAUUACGUACCAAUGAGAAAGUGAAAAUAAAAAAUACAGUCUACUACUGGAAAACCACUCAGUUUCAAACCUCCACAUUGCAAAAAAAAA